AUGAUUGAAGAUGUGGACAAGCAUGUCCUCCGCAAGUAUGAUAUCGUCCAGAAACUCGGAAAGGGGGCGUACGGAGUAGUCUGGAAGAGCUACGAUCGGCGGACGAAUGAAGUGGUGGCACUGAAGAAAAUCUUCGAGGCGUUUCACAAUGCGACGGACGCGCAGCGGACUUUUCGCGAGAUAAUGUUUUUGCAGCAGCUUGCAGGGCACGAUAACAUCGUGCGGCUGAUGAAUGUGCUCAAGGCUGACAACGACAGAGACAUUUACCUGGUGUUCGACUUCAUGGGUGAGGACAGCAGACACAACCGUGCUAAUCCGUUGCAGGAAACUGACUUGCAUGCGGUAAUCCGCGCCCAGAUACUGGAGGCAAUUCACAAGCAGUACAUCGUCUACCAGCUCCUACGGGCAAUCAAGUACAUGCACUCAGGGGAGCUGCUGCACAGAGACAUGAAGCCUUCCAACAUCCUCCUCAACAGCGAAUGCCACGUCAAGGUCGCAGACUUUGGGCUUGCACGCUCGGUGGCUCACUCGGAGGGGGGAGAGGCGAACAGCAACCCGGUGCUCACAGACUACGUGGCGACGCGAUGGUACCGAGCCCCUGAGAUUUUGUUGGGGUCGACUUGCUACACCAAGGGGGUCGACAUGUGGUCAUUAGGGUGUAUUCUCGGCGAGCUUCUUUCUGGGAAACCCAUUUUCCCAGGCUCAUCCACCUUAAACCAACUCGAGAGAGUUGUGGCCGUCACUGGGUGGCCUUCUCCUGAGGACGUUGCGGCCAUUCGCAGUCCUUUCGCCGCUACGAUGAUGGAAAGCUUGCCUGUUGUCAAGCAAAAGAAGCUGGAGGACUGCUUCCCAGACGCUCCCCCGAUGGCGCUCGACCUCCUCAAGCAGCUGCUGCAGUUCAACCCUCGGAAACGCAUAAGCGCAGAGAAGGCGUUAGAGCACCCUUACGUCCGCCAAUUCCACAACCCGGAAGACGAGCCGGUUUGCGGCCACAUUAUUACAAUUCCAAUUGAUGACAACACGAAGUAUUCAGUGGAAGACUACCGCGAGAAGGUUUACCAGGAGGUCAUCAAGAAGAAACGGGAGACGCGGCGUCACAGACACAUACACGUGGCGCCGUCUCAGCCUGCCGCACCGGAAGGUGCUGCUCCUUCCAGCAGUAGCAGCAGCAGCAGCAGCAGCAGUCGGGGUGUCGAGGGGGCUUCUAGGGGCAGUGCCCACCACAGCGCCUCUCGCCAGUCAGCUGCCUACCAGCAGCCUUCGGCUGCUCCAGCCGCUACAUAUUCUCAGGAAAGCAGCAGCUACACUUACUCGCAGCAGCAGCAGCAGCAGCAGCAGCAGCCACAGCGGACGGGUGUAGCAGCGGCCUCAUACGCUCCCUCUAGCGGCCCCCCCGCUGCAGUGUAUGCGCAGCAGCAGCACGUGGCGUACGGGGCCCCAGUCCCCGGGCGUGAUGCUGUUGCUUCGCAAAGCAUUCCCUCUAGCCAGGCCCCCCGCGAUCCGCACCGUGUUUCUGGGUCGAUGUACCCUUCCUAUCCUGCUGCAGCAACAAGUGCAGCAACAGCAGCACCGGCAGCAGCCGCUGCUGCUCCCACGGGUUCUGCAGCGGCUAUGUACAGCUCAAGCGCUGCAGGGGCCCCCGCCUCCAGCGCUGUGUACGCACGCUAUGGCUGUGGGGCUGGCAGUGGUAACACCGGCAGCAGCAGCAGCAGCAGCAACAACAGGUGCAGCAGCAAUUCUGUAUUGAAGCAGAGGAGUGGAGGUGGUGACCGCAGCGACGGCAACGCAGAAGGCAGGCAGCAGGUGCGUAUGGAUAUACACAGCAUUUCUUGCUCUCAGUUCAUCUGA
This is a messenger RNA of Eimeria maxima, 1848 nucleotides long. Its product is annotated as CMGC kinase, MAPK family TgMAPK2, putative. NCBI's taxonomy places the organism in Eukaryota, Apicomplexa, Conoidasida, Eucoccidiorida, Eimeriidae. The record is from RefSeq and is a predicted model, not a curated record. The transcript is spliced from 9 exons. Gene Ontology annotation, cellular component: nucleus; cytoplasm. Gene Ontology annotation, biological process: protein phosphorylation; intracellular signal transduction. Gene Ontology annotation, molecular function: protein serine/threonine kinase activity; ATP binding. Bases 1 to 1848 code for a protein of 615 amino acids.